UAGCUUAUUGACCCGUCGGGCUUCCCAAGAUCGGAAGCCCCGGCCGCCAAGCAAAGUACUAUCGUCCUCCUCCCGCGGCCGAAGGGCUGCUUCCGGCGCCCCGCCCGAUGGCGUCCGCCGCUGCCACGGCUCACCGCAAGGGCCCUUCAAGACAGGAAAGCCCGCGCGCGAAGGUGUGGCUCUAUCUAACGCUCCUUACCUUGCAGUACGGCGCACAGCCGCUCAUCUCCAAACGCUUCAUCAGGCGAGAUGUUAUUGUGACUUCAUCUGUUCUAGCGUGCGAGAUGGCAAAGGUUAUUUGUGCUCUAUUUCUUUUAGCAAAAGAAGGUAGCUUCAAGAGGCUAUGGAAAGAAUGGACCUUGGUUGGGGCAUUGACUGCAUCUGGCCUUCCAGCAGCCAUUUACGCAUUGCAGAAUAGUUUGUUACAGAUAUCGUACAAGAAUCUAGAUUCACUCACCUUUUCAAUCCUUAACCAGACAAAGCUAUUCUUCACUGCAUUUUUUACAUAUCUUAUUUUAGGGCAGAAGCAAUCACCUAAGCAAAUUGGGGCUCUUACCUUAUUGAUCGUUGCUGCCAUUCUUUUGAGUGUUGGUGAGAGUUCUGACAAAGCUUCCGCUAGCAGUAACUCUGAUCAGGUUUUGCUAUAUGGAAUUAUUCCUGUUAUGAUUGCUUCUGUUCUUUCCGGUUUGGCUUCUUCUCUGUGCCAAUGGGCCUCUCAGGUGAAGAAGCACACAUCAUAUAUAAUGACUGUAGAAAUGUCAUUUGUUGGUAGUUUAUGUUUGCUGGCAAGUACUUACAAGUCACCUGAUGGAGAGGCAAUACGAAAAUAUGGAUUCUUUCAUGGUUGGACUGUGUGGACUCUGUCGUGUUCUUCCACAGAUACCAGUUGUAAUGAAUGCUGUCGGAGGGAUUCUUGUCGGUCUUGUCACUGCUCAUGCUGGAGGUGUCAGAAAGGGGUUUGUUAUAGUCUCUGCAUUGCUCGUAACUGCAAUGUCUUUCUUUUGCAGGGGUUUGUUAUAGUCUCUGCAUUGCUCGUAACUGCAAUGUUGCAGUUUCUUUUCGAUGGGAAACCACCCUCGGUGUAUUGCCUUGCGGCACUACCUCUUGUCAUCAGCAGUAUUGUCAUAUACCAGAAAUAUCCAUAUGUUGCAAGAAAGAAGGAGGAUUAAGCACAAAGUCAUUCUGAUUUCAGAGAGCAGGGUGUCGUUGCCAUGCUCUCAUUCUGCUAACAAUAUCUUGUACCAAUGGACAUUCUGAUACAACCGAAACAUGAAACUCAAGCAAAGACAAUUGAUCUGGUAAUUGUAUUCCAUGUGUUCUAUUACAGAUUAUACACCUUUGAUUGUUUACUCUUUAAUAUUUUUUCUGUAAUUUCUUUAAAUAUAAGUACUUAUAGGAUUAUACAUCA
Molecule: messenger RNA, 1408 nt
Organism: Musa acuminata AAA Group (dessert banana)
Lineage: Eukaryota; Viridiplantae; Streptophyta; Magnoliopsida; Zingiberales; Musaceae
Product: UDP-N-acetylglucosamine transporter ROCK1-like
Exons: 7
Coding region: 108-1169 (353 amino acids)
Biological process (GO): pyrimidine nucleotide-sugar transmembrane transport
Cellular component (GO): Golgi membrane
Molecular function (GO): pyrimidine nucleotide-sugar transmembrane transporter activity
Source: RefSeq, a predicted model, not a curated record